Molecule: messenger RNA, 368 nt
Organism: Racocetra fulgida
Lineage: Eukaryota; Fungi; Glomeromycota; Glomeromycetes; Diversisporales; Gigasporaceae
Source: the annotation of a GenBank genome assembly
GACGAUGACUGGCUAGUAGUUAAUAAUAUGAUUCAAUUACUUGAACCAAUUUUUAUAGCAACUGAAAUAUUAUUAACCUCAACGUAUCCCAUGAUAAGUGACGUAAGACUAACUAUAAUUGGAUUGUUAUGGCAUUUAGAUUCAUUUAUUCAAACUUACGAUGCUAAUUUAGAUGAGUACAUGAUAGCAGAUUCAAUUAAUUAUAAACUUAAAGAAUAUUGGGAACAUAUUAAUGAUUCAACAACAAUUGGUGCUUUGCUAGAUCCACGUUCAAAAACUAAAACUUUUAAGGAUAUUGAUCAAUGUGAUAAAGCUGUUAUACUUUUGCAUAACCAAGUAGAAUUAAAUAAAAAUAAUGCCGAUACACA